AUGUCAAGCAGAGAAAACCCGAGCGGAAUCUGCAAAGACAUCCCAAAUCUCAUCUCCUCCUUCGUCGACGCUUUCGUCGAUUACACAGCCUGCGGCAUCUUCUUGCCCCUAGAUCCUACUCCACAAAAUGAGAUUCCGCAGACAAGGUUCGAGAAACCAGAGCGUCUGGUUGCCAUCGGGGAUCUCCAUGGAGAUCUCGAAAAAUCCAAGGAAGCAUUCAGGAUCGCCGGACUGAUCGAUUCGUCGGACCGAUGGACCGGUGGAUCCGCGAUGGUUGUUCAGGUCGGAGACGUGUUGGAUCGAGGCGGAGAGGAGCUAAAGAUACUAUACUUCCUCGAGAAGCUGAAGCGAGAGGCCGAGAGAUCAGGAGGUAAGAUUCUGACUAUGAACGGGAACCAUGAGAUCAUGAACGUAGAAGGUGACUUUAGGUAUGUCAACAAGGAAGGUUUAGAGGAAUUCCAGGUUUGGCUUGAUUGGUAUUGUCUAGGGAACAAGAUGAAGAGCUUGUGCAGAGGUUUGGAUAAACCUAAAGAUCCAUACGAAGGGAUUCCGAUGAGCUUCCCUCGUAUUAGACCGGACUGUUUUGAAGGAGUCAGGGCUAGGAUCGCUGCGUUGAGACCCGAAGGUCCGAUUGCAAAGAGGUUCUUAUCUAAGAAUCUAACGGUUGCUGUUGUUGGCGAUUCGGUGUUUGUUCACGGAGGUCUUUUAGCUGAGCACAUAGAGUAUGGACUCGAGAGGAUAAACGAGGAGGUUAGAGGUUGGAUCAGUGGCUUGAGAGGUGGGAGAUAUGCGCCUGGUUAUUGUAGAGGUGGAAACUCUGUAGUCUGGUUGAGAAAAUUCUCGGAUGAGAUGGCUCACAAAUGCGAUUGUUCGGCUCUUGAGCAUGCUCUUUCCACCAUCCCUGGAGUUAAGAGGAUGAUCAUGGGACAUACUAUUCAGGAGGCUGGUAUCAAUGGCGUUUGUGAUAAUAAAGCGAUUAGGAUUGAUGUGGGAAUGUCCAAGGGGUGUGCGGAUGGAAUGCCUGAGGUUUUGGAAAUCCGGAAAGACUCUGGCGUGCGGAUUGUGACGUCGAAUCCGUUGUAUAAGGAGAAUCCGAAUUCUCAUUUAGCUAACGAUGGAAAAAUGGGUCUAGUGUUGUUGGUACCACCAGCUGAGAAUGUUCCUAAGCAAGUAGAAGUCAAAGCUUAA
This is a messenger RNA of Microthlaspi erraticum, 1188 nucleotides long. The record is from the annotation of a GenBank genome assembly. Lineage: Eukaryota; Viridiplantae; Streptophyta; Magnoliopsida; Brassicales; Brassicaceae.